Molecule: messenger RNA, 1637 nt
Organism: Gorilla gorilla gorilla (western lowland gorilla)
Lineage: Eukaryota; Metazoa; Chordata; Mammalia; Primates; Hominidae
Gene: BCL2L14
Product: BCL2 like 14
Exons: 8
Coding region: 596-1597 (333 amino acids)
Biological process (GO): regulation of extrinsic apoptotic signaling pathway
Source: RefSeq, a predicted model, not a curated record
UACUCCCAAAGAUUCUAAGGUCCCAGUGCUUUCGCUUCAUCCUAGAGGCUAAAUGGGCUCCCCUGGACUCGCCUGGCAGAACUAACCACCUAGAAGAACGUUAUUGUAAGGGGAAAAUGCAAACAGGGUGAAGACAAGAGGCAUAGAUGAUGGACACUAAAACAAAGACUCGUCCUCACAUCUUCUACACACUUGUUAUUAUCUAAGUCAAUCAUGGAAAAUGAUGAAACAGGCCAGGCGUGUUGGCUCACACCUGUAAUCCCAGCACUUUGGGAGGUCAAGGCGGGCAGAUCAUGAGGUCAGGAGAUCGAGACCAGCUUGGCCAACAGGGUGAAACCCCAUCUCUACUAAAAGUACAAAAUGAGCCAGGCGUGGUGGCAUGUGCCUGUAGUCCCAGCUACUCGGGAGGCUGAGGCAGGAGAAUCGCUUGAACUCAGGAGGCAAAGGUUGCAGUGACCUGAGAUCACACCACUGGACUCCAGCCUGGGCGACAGAGCGAGACUCCAUCUCAAAAAAAAAAAAAAGAAUAAAGAAAAAUGAUGAAACAGAAUCAGGGAGAGAAUUCAGAGGAAAAUGACAUCCCUCCAGGCCCAACAUGUGUAGCACCAGUGCGUGUGACCUGGAAGAAAUCCCCCUAGAUGAUGAUGACCUAAACACCAUAGAAUUCAAAAUCCUCGACUACUACACCAGACAUCAUGUCUUCAAGAGCACCCCUGCUCUCUUCUCACCAAAGCUGCUGAGAACAAGAAGUUUGUCCCAGAGGGGCCUGGGGAAUUGUUCAGCAAAUGAGUCAUGGACAGAGGUGUCAUGGCCUUGCAGAAAUUCCCAAUCCAGUGAGAAGGCCAUAAACCUUGGCAAGAAAAAGUCUUCUUGGAAAGCACUCUUUGGAGUAGUGGAGAAGGAAGAUUCGCAGAGCACGCCUGCCAAGGUCUCUGCUCAGGGUCAAAGGACGUUAGAAUACCAAGAUUCGCACAGCCAGCAGUGGUCCAGGUGUCUUUCUAACGUGGAGCAGUGCUUGGAGCAUGAAGCUGUGGACCCCAAAGUCAUUUCCAUUGCCAACCGAGUAGCUGAAAUUGUUUAUUCCUGGCCACCACCACAAGCGACCCAGGCAGGAGGCUUCAAGUCCAAAGAGAUUUUUGUAACUGAGGGUCUCUCCUUCCAGCUCCAAGGCCACGUGCCUGUAACUUCAAGUUCUAAGAAAGAUGAAGAAGAACAAAUACUAGCCAAAAUUGUUGAGCUGCUGAAAUAUUCAGGAGAUCAGUUGGAAAGAAAGCUGAAGAAAGAUAAGGCUUUGAUGGGCCACUUCCAGGAUGGGCUGUCCUACUCUGUUUUCAAGACCAUCACAGACCAGGUCCUAAUGGGUGUGGACACCAGGGGAGAAUCAGAGGUCAAAGCUCAGGGCUUUAAGGCUGCCCUUGUAAUAGACGUCACGGCCAAGCUCACAGCUAUUGACAACCACCCGAUGAACAGGGUCCUGGGCUUUGGCACCAAGUACCUGAAAGAGAACUUCUCGCCAUGGAUCCAGCAGCACGGUGGAUGGGAUUCCUUCACCCCAACAACCCCCUCGAGCCCUCAUCUGCCCCAAAGCCUCUCCUGACCCUUCCAGCUCAAAGGCUGCACAGUCUCUAAUCUCCAAC